AUGCCCUCGGGACGAAAACGAUGGAACUUGCAUGAUGGACCUCAGGGCUCUUUAAAGAGACUACGCAAUCAGCUCGCUGAAGAUGGAUGUGCUGAGUCACAGGUUGUUCUAGCUAAGCAACUGCUAGAGGAAAAAUGUGAACUAGAAGCAGAUAAAAUAUCCAAUUUUAAGCAGGCAUUGGAAUGGCUAAUUUGUGCCACAGAGCAAGCACACCCAGAAGCUAGAAGAAUGCUACGAAGGUGUAUAAGGAGCGGGGUGAUAGAUGAAGACAGUGCGCCGAUAGUGCGGGCCAAGUCGUGCCUCACGGCCAGUCGGCAGGAGACGGUCGCGAGGAAGGCUGCAAGGGAUCUUUUUGCUAGUUUGUCAAACGGGGAGCAGUACAUAACGACAGCGCAGUUAGAGCGUAGGAUUCGUGAGAUUUGUUCAACAACGCUAAGGAAAGAUCCAGACGAUGACUCUAUAGAUGAUGACUCACCAGAAGAAGAACAAGUGUUGGACGGAGAAAAUGCGUUAGAGCCCUCACAGCUUCAAGCUGGGGAUCAUUUACACUCAAAUGGCACUAUUCGGACGCAGGAUUUAGAGGAUGAUUAUCCAGACAGAUGCGCUCGGAAUGAAGAGAUUCGUAACUUAACAGUCGAUAAUCUUGUUUCCGCCGCGGUACAUUAUUGUCAGGGGGAAUUACCUCUUGUCAGUCACGAAUUGACCCUAACUGACCCUAAUAUAAAAGCCCUAGACCACAUCCCUAUACUAAACCAAGCUUUUCUACACCCUCUACUAUUUAUACAGUAUGUAACUUUGUCGAAAUUGUUCUAUUCUUUAACAGUUCUGAUUGGGUUGACAGUGGGACUGCUGGUCACAUGCCUUUUGGCAAAGUCAGACGCUACCAAGAAGUUUGUGACGCCUAUUCAGCUAGCUAUCGGUUUCAUAACGCUUCUGUACACAAGCAACGAAUUCAUCGCACACAUAAAAGACGAUGGAAUGCCUUCAAGCCUUAUACAAUUUAUGGGGGACGAGAAACCCAUAAAGAAUCUCCUCAAAAACGAAUAUAUAUCAGACUACGAAGAAAUAUACCACAUUUCAUGGGAAGAUUACUACAACCAAUGCAACAUUCCAUCUUGGUCAGAUAAUAACAUGGCUUCCACUCAAAUAAAGUGCUCCAUAUUAGAUAAUGUAAAUAUAAACUGGGAGGGUUAUGUUAAAGAAGUGAAAUUAAGAAGUGUUAGAAAUCAGUGGAGUUUAAUAGUAUCAUGGUUACCAUCUAUUUUGUCAGAAUAUGUAAAGUGUUACUAUGGUGAAGCCAUUACGUGUGAAAGUGUUUUGGAGGAUUGUGGUUUUGUAACGAGUGUUGCCAGACAGAGCGGGAAGAGUUGCCAUUUGAAUAAUUUAAAUGAGUAUACCUCAGAAGUGAUCGUCAACAUGGAAGCGAAUGGUGGUCUAUUGAAGCGUCACACUGAAAUUACUCUCAUAUAUGAGCAUUUCUUCACAAAUUUCACGCGGCUACUGCGUAGAGACGACAAAAUAAGUUUCAAAGGCAUUUUGUCAAACGAACCUGGCACUUAUAACAUAGGUCAUAAGGACCUAAUGAUAAAAGGUUAUGCCAUAAAUUGUUUAGAAUGUAAAGUUGCAAGGGGAUCCAUUAGUUCUAAAAGUCCCACUAUGUCAAAAUUGUCAGAACUUUGUCGAACGAUAGUCAAUGAUUGUGUAGUGUCAGCAAAAUAUAUACUUAAUUUCUUGCUAAAUCCUAUUAUAAUUUUUAAA
This is a messenger RNA of Brenthis ino (lesser marbled fritillary), 1758 nucleotides long. Lineage: Eukaryota; Metazoa; Arthropoda; Insecta; Lepidoptera; Nymphalidae. The record is from the annotation of a GenBank genome assembly.